Messenger RNA from Vollenhovia emeryi, 2880 nucleotides. Its product is annotated as UPF0183 protein CG7083. Gene Ontology annotation, biological process: Golgi to plasma membrane protein transport. The transcript has 8 exons. Lineage: Eukaryota; Metazoa; Arthropoda; Insecta; Hymenoptera; Formicidae. The record is from RefSeq and is a predicted model, not a curated record. Gene Ontology annotation, cellular component: trans-Golgi network. Bases 375 to 1583 code for a protein of 402 amino acids.
AAACGCUCGUCGCGAGCGUGCGUUGUUGUGAUUUGCGCGUCACGCAAACCGAGUCUCUCUUUGUCUCUCGUUUUCUCCCUCUUUCCCUCUCUCUCUCUCUCUCUCUCUCCUCUCUCUCUCUCGCUCUCGCUCGCGCUCUCGUCGAGUUUACGAUCGAAUCGUACGAGGCGAGAACAGGCGACGCGCUAAUCGGGCGACUAGUCUGUCCACUUUGUCCCACGCAGCUGUACGACUCGUCCAUGCGUCCUUACGUUACUCCACUGUCCCGAUCGCUAUACUGUUAUCUCUAAAUACCGACUGUCCUCCCGAAUGUGACAGCUCGGGAGCAAAAGCAAUUACGUGCGCUCCCUUUCCUCUUCUUUAUCACAAAAUGUAUGCACUUUUCCCAGUCGGUCUCGAUAAUACAGUCCCAAGUCGGCGUUAUAAGAGGAGUGCAAGUACUUUAUAGCGACACUAACCCGUUAGACGUAGAUCUAGUAAUAAAUUUACCUCACGACGGCAUACGGCUUAUAUUCGAUCCUGUUGUACAAAGGCUUAAGAUUAUUGAGAUUUAUAACAUGAAGUUAGUGAAAUUGAAAUAUUGCGGCUUGCCAUUCAAUUCGCCGGAAGUCUUACCGUCGAUCGAGCAGAUAGAGCAUUCUUUCGGCGCGACUCACCCUGGUGUCUACGACAGCGAGAAGCAGGUGUUUGUAUUGAAUUUCCGAGGACUCUCCUUUUACUUUCCAAUCGACUCCAAAUUCCAGCCUGGUUAUGCCCACGGAUUAGGCUCGUUACAGUUUCCUAACGGGACGUCUCCUCUGGUAGCGAAAACAGCGAUUUACGUUGGAAAUAUGCCAGCCGGUGGUAGCAGCGAAGAACACGGUUCCAAGACGCCGCCGCCACCUUUACCACUUGCCUGUUACCAUAAUAACUUGUACUUGGAAAAAGCUGAUAUCAUUCGAGACAAAGCACGUACACGAGGGCUCAGAUUACACCUUUUCACGGAAGGUAGUUCUGGAACGAGGGCUUUGCUGGAACCGAAAAAACGUUGUCUGACCAAAGAGGUAUUAUUCGGUGAUACUUGCGAGGAUGUUUUAAGCGCGCUUGGUGCCCCAUCUAGAGUAUUUUACAAAGCCGAGGAUAAGAUGCGUAUUCAUAGUCCACACGCGCACAAACGGGACAAAACAAAACGAUCAGACUUUUUCUAUAAUUAUUUUACUUUAGGUUUGGAUAUCUUGUUCAAUGCUAAAACUCAAUGUAUAAAAAAGUUUGUACUUCACACGAAUUAUCCGGGACAUUAUAACUUUAACAUGUAUCAUCGUUGUGAAUUUUCUCUAACUCUGCCCCCUGAAAAUAAUUCCACGGAAUCGGGAAAGCUGAUCGACGUUUCCCCCUCUCCUGUUACGAUCACUGCCUACACAAAAUGGGAUAGAGUGAGCGAGCAAUUGAAAGCGAGCGCGCGACCUGUGGUUUUAAAUCGCGCGUCUUCGACAAACACUACCAACCCGUUCGGCUGUACGUUUUGUUACGGCAUACGAGACGCGAUUGUCGAAGUUAUGGCGAAUCAGCAUAUCGCAAGUGUAACCCUAUACAGAACUGCGUGACGUUGAUAAUUUGCGCGAUGUAAGCAUUACAUUAUACGUAGCGUGAUUCAUGACAAACGGUCCAGGAUAAGAAAUUACUUCAACUCGACUUUCGCGGUCUUAAGUUUGCCGGUUUUUGAAGCAACAUAACAAAUCAAGUGGGCUUUGAGAGUCAAACGCGGUUAUUUAUGCGCUAAUUAACUUGUACAAUACUUGCUGAUUUUAAUAUGGAGAAUCUUUAGUUAAUUAAUUCUUAAAAAUAAUUGUGCAAUUAUUUUAAAAUGCAACAAUGAUAAGUGUUACGUAAAGUGUGAAUAUUAAGACGACUAAAUGAUGAUCGUGUAAAAUGUGUAUGAAAAUCAGGAACAAAAAAUAUAUAUAUAUGGAAAGUAAAAAAAAGAUAUCACUUCGAGAUUUAUCAUGCGCGUUGGUCAUGUGCGUAAAAUUUAUCAUUUCUCUUCAAGCCUCGUCUCGCAGCUAUGGAUACUUGGAUCAAUUUCACAUCGAUCUUACAUUAACAGAGACUUCGGUAAUAAACUUAUUGUUUCAUGGCGUCUUAAUUUCUCACAUCAAUCUUUACGCAACGUUAAAACUAGCUGGAAAUCUACAGCUUUAACUAUAACGCGACAAAAUGCUAUUCUAUUGUUAAACAUACUACCUUUUUUCUACAUGUAGAGUUAAAAGGCAUAAUUUUACCGUAUUACAUAAGUUAACAUAUCUGUACAAAUAAUUGUAUGUAAGUUCGAUAAUUCUAAGAAAUACGCGAAGAAAUUCACAAUAUUCGAAUUUCAUAGUAGACUCUGAAGAUUUUCGACGAGACAUUACAGUGAUUCUUCGUAAUAUACGCGAGAACCACUGUGGUGGCUGCUAGUAGCGAGGAUUAAAUAUACCUAAGCGUAAAAUUACAAUUCUUAUCACAAUUAAAUAAAGGUAAAACUUUUAUUUAAUUUUUGCCACAAAUGAUAAUUGAUAAUAUUUUUCAUUUCAACUCAUAUAUAUGUAUAUAUCUUGAUAUUGACCAUUCGAAGAAUCUGUAGCUGGAAGAAAGGCGACAUUACUUUAAGACAUGUCAAAUUCUGUCAUAUAAGUUUUUUGUGCGAUGCUGAAAAAGUCGAUAUAUAUAUAUUAUUGUAUUAUUAAAAGAUAUGUCAAGAUACUAGUAAUUUUUUUCGUCUAAUAAAGUCAAUUUUAUUUGGGAUUCCGCAGCAUCUUCCAAUUCUCAUCUCUCAUCAUAAUAUUGAUUGUUGUACAAUUGUAAAAAUUAAUAUGACAAUGGAAUUUAUUAGACAACGAAAAUUAUUAGUAUCCGAAAAAAAAA